AAUCAGCUGAUUAUUGUUUUCGUUCUUCUGAUAUGGAGCUGAACGUAGUAACGGUGCAGCGAAGCGUAUAUUAUAUAUAUGCCUAAUCCGCGCGUUCUCAUCCGUUUCUGUUUCCGAGAAACUAAGAAAUCACCGAGUCUUUCUCCCUUCCUUUUUCUCCUUCAUUCCUCCAUUGUCUACGUGUGCGUGCGAGGGAGAAGGACGGAAUACGGACGUGCGUGUAUUGUACAUGUCGUAGUCGCUUCACGGUACCCGCCGUGCCAGCAGCGAAAACCGCGAGAGGAACGGCCAAGCGUAGGAAAGGACGCGAGAGAGAAGAGAGCGAAGUAUCGGCGCGCGGUUGUGAAAUCGCCCGACUUGAGAGAGACUCCCGUCAUCCGUCAGCGUAAAACUACGGCGGAGGUAUCGUUCCGUCGUGCUACUGCUGUGUCUUCUACUUUCCCGCAAGGGGAGACAGAGGAAAAUUUAUAUCCGACGCUACGAGGAGAACAUCCGUUCCGUGUGCGCGAUUACGUGACAUCGUAGUCAUUGUCAAUUAUUAUUACUAUCGUUCGUUGACUGUUAGUUGUUCGCGGAAAGUAAAAUGACGCAGUAGACAGGAGAGGACAACGACGGCGGUGACGCGCGCGCGGAGUGCAGUAGUGGGCUGUCUCUUUCUCUCUUUCUCUCUCUUUCUCUUCCUUCGACAAUGGGAAAAUACGAUCAAGUUUUGUGAAGUAAGUGUUAUAUACGGUAGAAUCGAUUCCGAUUUUCCCGAUAUAUUUUGUGUUUCUGUCGUUCGAUAGUAAUCUGCUCUGCACAAAUGCGACAAUAAAGACACGGCCGCGAUAAGCGAGGCCUUUCCUUUGUUCUUCCGAUGAUUGCCUUUCUAUCCCCCGCCUCUUUCGUAUCUCCGCGCGGUCCGAGGACGUCGCUUUUUUAACGUGGUUGCGUAAACCGCUCGCGGAGUACGUCAUAUUUGCGCGUCUGAAUCAGUCCGUCCGUGUUUGUUUUUCCAAUUUGGUUUCUCUAUGUUUCGCGGUGGUUCACCGAGGUUCCGUUCGCCUGCACUUUUUGCACUCGGCAUCCUCGAUUUCUCUCUCUUUUCAAAUACCCGAAUAUAUAUUUAUCGCAUUUUAAGCGAUAAAUAUAUUUGGGAAUUUUAAAUAAAGAGAUCUACGCGGUCUUGUUUACAGAUGCGACACAACGAACGUUCGGUCGCGAACGCCCUUCCCCGUUGAUUGUCCCUGAACGUGCAAUUCGCGCACAGCCAACAGCUGUGCGCUGCGUUGUGCAAUGCAACGUUUCCCUCUCCCUCUCCCCCUCCUUUUCACUCUACACGGCUGACAAAAUAGACUCCCCCUUCCCUUCCCGCUCCAUCCCGUUUCGUUCCGUCAGCCGUCGUCAACACUGUCGUACCACCACUAUUAUACGGAUAGCCCGAUACGCUUUCCUACUUUUCGUGCGUGUUGAACGUGUUGAAUAAUGCAUCGCGUGACGACGACGAUGUCGACGAUGACGGCGCUUCAUCGAACAUUCCGAAUUUUAACAACGACGAUCGCGCGACGGCGGCGUCGCGACGUACAGUAAUCAAGUCCGCGAAAUUGUCGAGUGACUACGAACGGGUGCACUUUGGGUUCUUUGUCCUCCGCGCAACGAUUAUGCGAACGUCGCGCUUCACACCCGUCGUCGUCUCGUCACGCGAAUAAUUUCCUUGCUCUCUCCUACUGAUAAAUAAAACUCUAAUUUGGCAAUAAAAAAUGUCUGCGGAAUCACCAAGACGAAGUGCGCAUAAAGGAGCUCAAAUCGUUUCACCUCAGCCCAUAGUAGAUCGAUCAAUCAUUGAUAGUGUUGCUGGAAUCAUAAAUGAUAUAGUACCACAGGGAUAUGCCGGAGUAUCCAAUUCUGAUAAUAAGGAAACCAUAUCAUGGGCGCGGUUUGAAUACGCAGACAUAAAUGACCCAGCUUUAUAUCCUGAUUAUAAUGAAGGUUCCAGUACACCACCGUUGUUAUUAGUAUUAGGAUACGCGGUUGGCGUUCAGGUAUGGCUGAUAGCAGCAACGGGAGAGGCAACGGAGAUUCUAUCAUGGCGACAAGGCGUGGUUCGUAUUCUUCGAAUUCUACCAAAUCCAAAGACUGACGACGAACAUGUCGAUGAAUUUGAAGCGAAACGGCCGAUGGUAGCGGUCUGCUCUGAGCCGGAUUCAACUCUUCCGGGACCAAAAACUUUUUGUGACGUUAAUUUCAUCUCCUUGAAAACCGGCGAGUCAAUACACAGCGUAGGAUUCAAGCAUUCUGUCUGCGAUGUGUUGGCGAACAGGCGAUCCGUGGUUAUAACGUUAUUAGAAAAAAUUGCGGUCUUUGAUGCUAGAACAUUGCAAAAUAAUAUAACAAUCACGACUUGCUAUGCCAGUCCUGGCCUGAAUCCAAAUCCCAUCGCUUUAGGAACGCGAUGGCUAGCUUAUAGCGAGAAAAAAUUAAUACCCGCAAGAAGAAGUAGUGGUGGUUGCGAAGGGGAAGGCGUUCAGAGUUACACAGCGACGGUUUUAUAUGCGGCGAAGUCGCUAGGGAAAGGUCUUCGCGGACUAGGGGAAACCGUAGCGUCGAGUCUCACGGGGAAUUCAGUAUCACCGAUAGCUAUCAAUAACACGGGCAAUGAUGUAACGCAACCAGGUGUCGUUACGAUAUUGGAUCUUCAGAUCGCGAAAGACGAGAAAGAGUUAGACGAUACUAAUGCGGAUGCUGUAAUUGCUCAUUUUACUGCUCACAGCGACGCGAUCGUUGCUAUGACUUUCGACUUAACCGGCGCGUUAUUGAUGACAGCGGACAAGAGAGGACAUGACUUCCACAUAUUCAGAAUCCAGCCGCAUCCCGGUGGAUCAACACUAGCGGCGGUACAUCAUUUGUAUAUUUUACAUCGUGGCGAUACUACCGCUAAAGUACAGGACAUGGUAUUUUCGAGCGAUACACGCUGGGCCGCUAUUUCAACUGUAAGAGGUACAACGCAUGUUUUUCCUGUCGCACCUUACGGAGGUCCUGUUGGCGUCAGGACACAUUCCACACCCAAUGUCGUCAAUAGAUUAUCAAGAUUUCAUAAAAGUGCAGGCUUGACGGAUGACGGUACCCGAUCCCACUCUCCUGUAUCUCACACCGAAUUACCUUUGUCCGUAUAUCCAUACUCUAAUCCUCGACUUCCUCCAUAUCCUCAUCCAACGAUAUUGCAUCCUUUGUCGCAAAUUCGACAACCAUCUUCUCUGAAUCAAAUCAACAGCUCCACACAGCCGAGACCACAACAGAGACAACGAUUACAUUCUGACGAUAAUGGGACUUUACCGUUGAAAAUUUGCGCGUGUUUCGCUCCGCCAAGAGCUUGGAUGUAUGCGCAAAGGGAAUCCAGUAGCAAAGUUGUCAAAAGAGCAGUCGAUUCUCUUUUCAUCAUGGCAUGUCAUGGAAAUAUGAUACAAUACGACUUGGAUCCUAAACCAGCUGCUGGUGUGCCAAAGGAAAAAGUUUGUGACGACACCAUGAUUGAAUUGGAAGUUGAAGCAAAAGGCCAAUGGCCACUUUGUAGGUCCCCUAAUUCGUCAGAUCUUGUCCAACCGUUAUCUCUGUCGAAUCCAUUACUUAGCAUUUCGUUCGCACCAAAGAACAAUCAGGAAUUUGACACAAUCGAGGAUCGUUGGUUGAGUCAAGUGGAAAUCGUAACACAUGCUGGACCACAUAGACGAUUGUGGAUGGGACCACAAUUCGUUUUUAAAACUUAUAAUGCACCUAGCGGUGUUGCUGUCAAUCUGGUCGAAGCGGAGGCAGUCGAGAUUGGAAUUACUGGGUCACGUCCAGCGAGAUCGAAGCCUGUUAAUAUGCCUCAUGCGGCGUCUAGGCCGUUGAUGCCAGUUGUCAUCGAUGGAUCAGGAAGCAGUUAUGAGCAAUCACCAAGAUUCAUGGAAGCUUAUGGUGACCCUCUGGAUAGCGAGAACGUGGCUGUUGGUAGCUGCGAGAGUCAACUGAGAGAGGAUCUCGCGGAAGCUAUGCUCGAAAUAUCAAUUGCAUCACAUCGUGCUCCAGGGAGGCGUAUGGUAUUUGAGAGGGUGGGUCAGCCGGUAACUAAAGUCGUCAACCCUCACACCGGCACCGUGAUUACCGUGUCGGCCGACGAGGAUGGGGACGCUAUUAGCUCCAUACAGGAGUACGAGUCCGCCGCGGAGGAGAUGCACGCACCUAGAAGCGUGUGCGCCGAGGAGGGUCCGGCCUCGCUCGGUGCGGUUGAUCUCCCAGAUGAGUCGGACAGCCGGGCGCUGAAUCGUAAGCUCACAGAGAUCUGCGCGGAGAUGCGCUCGGCAAGUGAGCCGGCGAUCAACAGCGUGCUUGAUGAGAAUAUAUGCGAACUGCAGGAUCGUCGUGCUCUAUGCGCGGAGAUGGCGGCCACGACGACAACAACGACGUCAAUCGACUACGAAAAGGAGGAAGCGUUCUGCGAGGUGCCGACGAGUCUCAGCCUGUGUGCUCAACCAGGUGAGAUUCCGAGCAGCCCUAUGACACAGGCGAAAGAGACCGCGUUAUGGUGCAGCAAGGGAAGAUCUAUCGACAGUCGUACUGAGGACUAUCACAGCGAGGCUCACGAGAGGAAUCUCGCCAAGGCCAAGUACGUCGUCAGCUACGACGAUGACAGCGUUACGCUGAUGGAGAACAAGACGAUGCGAAGCGAUAGGAGUAUCGAGAUAUGGCAGUCGAACUUAGAUGAGAGAGUCAAGAGACCUGUCGCGAGAAGAGCUAUCGUUGAUUCCGAAAGAAUCUCAAGUUCCAGUACUAUACAGAAACGCCCAAUUGAACAGCGGAUGACGCGUGCGGAAAAAUAUGUUGUUAAAGAGGAUGAUGAUAGUAUCAUUAUCAAAGACGCGCGUCGCAUGGAUUCGACGAUGAAUUUUGGCAUGAGGAAAGAGGAAAAUGACGCUGAUAAAAAGAAAAUGGAGAGCGCAAGAGAUACUAAGGUAGCGAGAAACAAAUAUGAGAUGAUACGCAAGAAUGACGAAUGGAAGAGUCAAGGUUCUCCACAGGAAUUCACCGAUAAGAAUCGAGUUAUGCUCAAAAAUAGAGAAAUUAAAUGCACGAGAGAGCUAUCUUCUAUUGACUUGUCCGAGCCAAUGGAAUCAAUUGGUGACGUAAUUGUGAAGAGAGAAAAUCCUGUAAAACCCAUGUUGGAUGUGGAAAAUGUGAGAUUGCUAUCUGAUCAUGACAAUGAGUAUGAUAACGAUAAUGAAUUGCUAUCGUUGGAUCCACCGCCGCCGGAUGAUUUCAGUUCCAUUGAGUAUCAUAUGGUAGAGCCAUGCAAUCUUGGCAAAGAUGCUGCUUUGACAUCCACUCAAUCCGACGAUGACAUCGAGCACAUCCACGAGUCUGAGGUGAUGCAGAUGCGGAUGAAGGCUGACGCGGACAACGGCAAGUGCAAAGAUGCAGAUGUGACUAUCAACACAGUCGCGCAAUUUUCUUCUCCUAUGAUGCGACGGAAAAGUAGCAAGAGCACGAUUUCAGACGAUGAUCUAGAGUACAUACACAAUGUCGAUCUUGGUUUUGAAUCCACGAAUUCAGGCGAUGCCGGUACGACGACAUCUUUGACAAAGGCGAGCAAUAACAAUUCGCGUAGACGGCAUAGUAGGCACACAUUGUCCUCUGAUGAUGAUCUGGAACACGUUCAGCUUUCGGAAGUCCAUGAGUUGGAACUUGACGCGAGAUUAUCGCAGAGAGAACCUCUGCAGGCGACCCAGGAAAUGACACCAGUGGAACAGCAAGGAACAAAGUCUAAGUCUGGUAAGAAACGAAAGGAUAUCAUGGUGAUUGAGAAAAACAAGGCAGAAGUCCCAGAAGUCACUGUAAUAUACAAUCCACUGGAGGAGGUCUGGUCGAAGGAGAGCGAUAAACGCAGUUCCACUGAUUAUUUUAAAGAUAAGUCGGAAGGUCCAAGUCCCACGAGAAGGCUCAAAAAUCGUGGCUCAAAGAUAACGAAUUUCUCAUCCUCGCUGCUACCUGCCAAGCGCGCUUCUCAGAUCACCGACAGCGACAUCGUUGAGAUUAUCGACAUCGACGCUAUGCAAAAAGCUUCCGAUACGACGCCGGAGUGCAAGAUUUUGCCUGUCAUUGCCGGGGCGCGAACUCGGAAAUCUCGCAAGAGCAAGAGAUCGCAGUCAGAUGGUCAGUCACAAGAGAACAGCUCAACGGAGCUCUCUUUCUCUGUCCUUUUGCCUUCAUUCUGUUCCUCUAAUGUGAAAAUGACGGAACUACAGGAGGCCGUGCAAGAAGCCGUGCGGGAAGAGCCGUUUGUGGAGCUCUGCUCUAAGGAUCAGGACUCAAAAGCUCUACCUUUGGCAGAGAUAUCCUGGAGCUCUAUUGUCAAGAAAAGCAUCUCUCCUUCCUCGGAUUCGCAGGAAAUCCGCAAAGAAACGGAUCUUGAGCCGUUGAUAGAGGUGGAGGAGAAACUAGAGGCCGACGAACACGCGAGAAAACUGGAAGAAGCGAAAUUCUGUGGCAGAGACAGUCCUACGUUUCUCGAACCUAUGGACUGCGUGAUGUGUGGACAUCAGAGUACGCGACAACGAGCAUAUAAAGAGGAAGAAGAGGAGGAGAAGGAGUUUCUUUUCGAUCAGGAUGACAUCGAUCUGAUGGCGACGAUAACGGUCAAGGAGAGUAUCCUUGUAGACUUUCACGCACCGAUAGACGAAGAACCUCGCGUGGACAAGGACAUCGCGCACAAAGCGCGAACCAAGAUCUGUCGGGACAAGGAGGAUAACAAAGCGACGGAAGGCAGUCCUCUUUUCGCUUCGGAAGUACGAUCCGUCGUCAACGAGACACGUCGAGGUAACGUGGCAACCGAGAGGAGAGAAUCGCAAAGAGAAUCUUCUUUGCAGCUUCAACCGAUGCAGCGACAACAGGUAGGGAUCGGUGGCAACGACAGCACUACUGGGACGUCCGAACAGUACGAUACGGCUUUCUCGAAGAUGUCCCUGGAAUCCGAUUAUGGGUACGCCGAAAAGCGAAAUGAAGCGGAUCGCGAAGCGCCUAGCGAGCACUCGAUUGCCGCCAAAAAGGCGAGCUACAGAUCUAAGAGGAAAAAACGUAGAUGAGUAGAGGAUUGCUGCAUGGACGUGCCUAGGGCCAGCCUUGCUCUUUACAUACUCCUAAUGCAAGUGACAGGAGUAGAUUAGCGUUCAUACAUAACGGAAUAAGAUCACAUCGAAGUUCGAGCGUUCCAUGCGCCUUGAAGAGCUAUUUCGCAUCGAGUAACGCCGAACGGCGUGUAUCUCGUUAUAAUGCUAAUAAAGUUCAUCUUUGCUCCGUAAUACGCUAUCGAUUUCCAAGAAUUCGUUCCUGACACGAAAAUUAAUAUUUGAGACUAUUGCAACGAUUCAACGGAAGACUUGUAAGUGAAAUCGAAAGCGUGUCGCGCCAUAUAUAUAUAUAUGUGAAUAUAUUUCAAAAUCGCGUUUCGUGUGGCCCUAUUCUCAUUUCGUCUUAUCAAUUAGUAAUUGAUAUCAAAAGUAUAUAUGCGCGAAUGGGUGUUAUUGUGUUCGGGCGGUAUAGCGGGCAAGGUUGUGUUCUAGCCGAUAUUAGGACAUUAUUAGACGCUUUGACGCUAGUUCUAAUUAAAGCGUAAUAGAACUAACGAAAGAACUCCCAGAACAGGAUCGCGUUUCGCCAUCUGACAACCAUGUAGCAAUUUCAAUUCGACUGCCUUAGAUCAUAAAGCGGUGAUGGAGCUUGGAUUGUACGUGGUACAAACAAAUUGCGUGUAUCUAGGUUUGUCCGGUAUUAUCAGUAACAUAAUUGUUUAGUGCAAUUAACAACGCGUGAUGAGCGUUUUUGGCCAUUAGGUGUUCAUUUACAGGAUUGAUCUUCUAACUAGCCCUAUUCUCAAACGAUGAUCAUCCGGUAUACAAUAGGCCACAUUUCUUCGUUUUGGAGUACAAACAUCAUUUUUAAAUUCAUCCAUCUUUCGUUUACUGCCUACUGAUUACGUUUCUCGUCGAGCGACGGUAGUAUACACAGGGGAAUUAUAUUAUCAAGUUGAAAAGAUUUUUAAUCAUAAUACU
Atta colombica is the source of this 8060-nucleotide messenger RNA. RefSeq lists its product as uncharacterized. Gene Ontology annotation, cellular component: cytoplasm. Gene Ontology annotation, biological process: autophagy; response to starvation. The coding region runs from base 1740 to 7094 and encodes 1784 amino acids. The transcript has 11 exons. Gene Ontology annotation, molecular function: protein binding. The record is from RefSeq and is a predicted model, not a curated record. Lineage: Eukaryota; Metazoa; Arthropoda; Insecta; Hymenoptera; Formicidae.